Tetrahymena thermophila SB210 is the source of this 1401-nucleotide messenger RNA. RefSeq names its product phosphate transport system ABC domain protein. The transcript has a single exon. Gene Ontology annotation, molecular function: ATP hydrolysis activity; ATP binding; ATPase-coupled transmembrane transporter activity. Lineage: Eukaryota; Ciliophora; Oligohymenophorea; Hymenostomatida; Tetrahymenidae. The record is from RefSeq and is a predicted model, not a curated record.
AAACAAAAUAAGGAGUAUAAUAAAAUAUAGUUAAAUUCAACCUUCAAAUCUUUUGUGUUGACAGAUGUAUUUAACAAUAUUUUUCUUAUUAAAUGUUUUGGAACUGAAGAAAAAGAGGCGGCAAAGAUGGAUGAUAUAAACUAAAAAUAAGAAGAUAGGAAUAAAACUUAUUACUUUUACUAAUAGUUUAAUUAUGUUUUAGAAUCUUAAUUUACUUUUAUUUAGGGUAUUAUAAUUAUUAUUCAAGUACUUUCACUUAAAAUUGAAAUGCCAAAUUAAUCAUUAGAUAUAUCUUAAUCUUUAACAUAAAUUAUAGCAUACUCUUGGUAUCUAAAUUAUUAUACAGAUAAGAUCGUUAAACUCAUAAAAAAGAGUAAAGAUUUUGAAAAUACAAAUUAUAGAAGCUUAGGAAAACUUAUUAAAUUGCUAAAUACCUAACCAAAAAUUGAUUAAGACAUUUAUAAUUCAACUGGAGAAACCGAUUUACUUAAAGGAGAAAUAAGCUUUGAAAAUGUUUAUUUUAAAUACCCUAAAACAAGAGAUAUUCUAUCUAAAAUGAAUCAAAAUUGUAAUGAAAUAAAGCUAAAUAACACUGACAAAAGCCGCUAGGUAAUUUAAACAGACGUUAAAGAUUUUUCUUAAAACCUAGCUUUAUAAAAGUAAUAGUCUGAAAGAGAUUAUGCCUUGAAAGAUAUUUCCUUUAAUAUUAAAUAAGGUCAAUUUGUUUCCUUUGUUGGAAUGAGUGGAAGUGGUAAAUCUACUAUCGUUAAGAUAUUAUAAAGAUUUUACGAUGCGGAUUCUGGAACUAUUUUAAUGGAUAAUAAAAAUGUGAAAGAUAUACCAAUUUCCAAAUUGAGGAGAAGUAUAGGUAUAGUUAGCUAAGAGCCUAUUUUAUUUGAUAAUGAUAUAGAAUACAACAUAACCUAUGGUUUAUAGACUAUGGAGUAUAGCCAAGAAGAUCUUUAGCAUAUAUGUGAUGCUUCAGGAGUAAGCGAGUUUGUAUUUGAUAAAGAAAGAUUUCCAUAAGGAUUGAAAACUCUUAUAGGUACUAAAGGUGUGAAACUCAGUGGUGGAUAGAAAUAAAGAGUUGCUAUAGCAAGAGCAUUAAUGAAAAAACCUACUAUCCUUAUUUUAGAUGAGGCUACUAGUUCUUUAGAUUCUGAGAGUGAAUCUGAAGUUUAAAAAUAUAUUAAUUAGUUAGCUUGCAAUAAAGAGAUUACAAUAAUAGUUGUGGCUCAUAGAUUAAGUACAAUCAUAAAAAGUGAUAUUAUUUUUGUAAUGGAGAAUGGAUAAAUUAAAGAAAUGGGUAAGCAUUCUUAAUUAAUAGAAAAGAAUGGCGGAAUUUAUUAGAAUCUUUUUAAUUUAUAAGUCAAUUUUUAAAAAAAUACUUAAAUUCUUUGA